Manis javanica (Malayan pangolin) is the source of this 3062-nucleotide messenger RNA. It is a transcript of the gene TNFAIP8L3, whose product is annotated as TNF alpha induced protein 8 like 3. Lineage: Eukaryota; Metazoa; Chordata; Mammalia; Pholidota; Manidae. The record is from RefSeq and is a predicted model, not a curated record. Gene Ontology annotation, cellular component: cytoplasm. Gene Ontology annotation, biological process: regulation of apoptotic process.
UACAAAAGUUAUAUUUCACUAAAAAAAAAAUUAAGUAGAACAUUGAGCAAGGCAUGGUGCUGUCUGCCAAAUCGUCUCCCAUCCAGAAGUGCCUUCUGGUCUCUUCUCCCUCAUGUGUUCCCACCUCUCUAGCUUAGCUAACCCAUUAUCCUUCUUUUUGUAAAGCUUGCUAAGCUGAGGGUUAACAUGUUAGUGUAUUAAUCCCAAUAUAGCACCUUCCAAGAGCUUCAGCCCUUCAGAUUUAAAUACCCACUAUCUCAGGCCAUAUUUUGUUUGUUUUUCCCAAUAUAGACUGCAGUUUGUUCCAUUUUAUUGCCCGCUUUUUUUUUUAACGUUUCAGGUUUUAUUUCUACACUCCAAAAAUUGAAGAAUUCCAAAGAUUGACAUUUAUAUUACAUCAGUCUAUUUACUAAUCUCACAUAUUACCAAGUUGGCAUCCUUCCACAGCUCUGAGUGCAGCGUCCUACCAAUGCCCUUGUUAGCAGUCUGGUGGCUUGAGCCUGGGUGUUUGAGCACCUGCAGUGGUGAAGAGUUUGGGAGCUGCCAGCAGGAAGAGAGGAUCACCCAGGGAGGCAGACGUGGCCUGAGCUAUUCUGAUCUCCAACAGCUCCUGAGUAUUAAAAUAGCUGGUCCCGAUGUUUUCAGUUCAAAGAGCCUUGCCCUUCAAGCUCAGAAGAAGAUUCUGAGCAAAAUAGCCAGCAAAACUGUGGCCAACAUGUUGAUUGAUGACACCAGCAGUGAAAUCUUUGAUGAGCUCUACAAAGUCACCAAAGAGCACACCCACAACAAGAAGGAAGCCCACAAGAUCAUGAAAGACUUAAUCAAGGUGGCAAUCAAAAUUGGGAUCCUGUACCGGAACAACCAGUUCAGCCAGGAGGAGGUUGUCAUUGUGGAAAAGUUCAGGAAGAAGCUGAACCAGACCGCCAUGACUAUCGUCAGUUUCUAUGAGGUGGAAUACACCUUUGAUAGGAACGUGCUCUCCAAGCUCCUACAUGAAUGCAAGGACCUGGUGCAUGAACUGGUGCAGCGACACCUGACGCCCAGGACCCACGGGCGCAUCAACCAUGUCUUUGACCACUUUGCUGAUGUGGAGUUCCUCUCUGCCCUUUAUAAUCUGGAUGGAGACUGUAGGUCCAACCUCAAGAGGAUCUGUGAAGGAAUCAAUAAAUUGCUGGAUGAGAAAGUCCUUUGAAUGCCUUUCCUCCUUCUGGACUUCGCUGCAGUCAAGUUACAGCACCCAAAAUGGUCCAGUUGAGAAUCAAGAAAACAAAAAGAAACCCUUGUCAAAGACACCCAUGUUCUGUCCUAGUCACCUAUCUGAUGUUGAUGCUGAAUUAAGCUCAGAUGUGUUUAUCCCCUGAGCUUGCUGAUGAGGCCUGCACUUAAAAACACCUUGCUGGCAAGCCCAAAAGAUAUUUCAUCUAUUCUAGGCAGCAAGGCUGCCCUGCUCAUCAAGAUGGGCUCAGUCCAUCUUGUGGAGUGGAAGGUGCUCUGGACCAGGAAUUGGAGGAUAUGGAUUUGGUUCCCAGCUCCAGUAGUUACAACGCCAUCUUCUGCAUCCAGGAACCAUGAUGGCUGCCUGCCUGCCUCCCAGGGCUGCUAGGAGGAUCAGAUGAGAUGAUGUAUGUUCAUGCUUUUGAAAACUCUAAUGUAAGGUCUUACUAUUUUCUCCUCAGAGUGUGAGAGGGAUCAACCUGGAUCUAGACUAUUAAGCAGCAGAGAAGAACAAUAGUAUCUAAUGGGCUGGGUUUGCAAUCUGUCUCUAGGUGUGCUGUUUCAUACAAAAUAAAAAUGAAUCCAAAGGUGUGAAAAAGAAGAGCUGCAAAUUGAAAAAAUGUUUUUGAAAAGCUGUGUUUUUUAGGUCCUCAAUGUGCAGGUUUAUGAUCCUGCAGAGGUAAACUUUCCUGGAGUGGGUGGAAGGAAAGUUUCCCCAAUAACACAGAAACAGAGAACUGUGCUCCCCCUGUAGGACCAGCCUUCCCCCAUCUACAGCAUCUGUGAGGCACAGGAAGGGUUUACUCUGGCAUGCACCGGAGAGUUGGACAGAAUGAAUCCCUAUCUGGCUUUCUUGGCCUUUCACAGUAAUUUUGUGGUGUUUUCUCUGGUUCGUUAAUAAAUUGAAACUACCCUUCAAACAACAGGUUUUGGAGUUGUGAUUCAAAAAUAAAAUUCCUUGGAGUUAGAUACAGUGUUAAGAAUAAAGGGUAUGAAAGGAACAUAAAAUGAAGAGUAAGGGAAAGCCUACCCCCAGGCCCUAAGGGUAAGAAACCCCAGCGGGAGCACCCAUGGGGUGGGGCCUGCAUCCUGGGUCACUGGGCAGCCAGCUCCUCGACAUGGUGACUGCCUUCUCUGGGUGUCUCUCAGGCUUGCUUUAACACUGGAUUCUGAUUCUUUUCAUCAUAAUCUUAACAGACAUCAGAACAAUAUAUUUACUGCCUUUCAUGUUGUCUAGAGGACACAUACCACAUUAGACUUGCUCUCCCUACAUCACCUCCUAUCCUGCUAUGUUUCUCUUGUAUUGGGUGACAAUUUAAAAAUACCACUUUAGUUCAUCCCCAUGGGUUCAUCCCAUCCUCUGGUCUCUCUCUGACAGGGGCAUCAAGAAAUGGAUUUGUGGGAGGGUAUAAGCAACAUGCCCUGAACUGACAGUGGCCAUUCAAUCUUAACUGGCUCCCAUGUCAACCUGAGUGAACCAUCCAGUUAAGUUCUUCAGCCACCAGCUCACAAAAUUAGUUCAUAGGAAGGAUGUCCAGUAAGGAAUAGGGAAUAGUCAGCCUCUGUUCCCCACAUCUGACAAACAUGACCUAGCCCCUCCUCGAAGACCCAAGAACUGGACAGUAAUGCCUGUGCACAUCUGCACUGGGCAGGUUGUUGGUCAUCCAGGCAGUGCUCGUGAGAAUGGCCUGAUAGGCAGCAAAGCAGCCCAGCACAUUUUCACAUACAGAGUCCUCAAUGCCCACCUUGGUGUACUCUUCUGGUUAAGGACUGCUUUCUAACUUGAGGGAUGGUUCUACUAGCAGGUCCUUUUGCCCUUAAGUAGGUGAACCUAUCCAGUCAAAUCA